AUGGAAGAGGAUGAAGAUGCAGAAGAAGCAGAAACAGAAAAGGGUACAAAGAAGUUAAAAGAAGAAAUAAAAACUAUCACAGAAGUAAAAGAAAUAAAAAAUAUAGAAAAUAAAGAGGGAGAUGAAAUAAAGAAGAGCACAUCAAGUAAAAACGAAAAAAGAGAAAUAGAAGGUGAAGAAAAAAAAAAGGAGAAAGAGAAUGGGAAUGAUAAUGAAGAAAAGGCAAAAAAAAGAGUAGAAGAAAAAAGGCAUACAAAAGAAAAUAAAAUAGAAAAUAUAAAUAUAUUUAAUGAAGAAAAUAAUCAAUGUUAUAAUUACGAAACAUUGAAUAAAUCUUUUAUAUCUCAGAAUUCUAAGUUAGAAGAAAAUAAAAUUUGCGAUGCAUGUAAUCAUUGUGAUGAUGCAUGUUCUUCUAUGUUAUGCUACAAUUGUAAAAUAAAAAAAAAAAAUAUAUACAAAAAAUAUAAAAGUUCAAAAAAUAGUAACUUAAAAAUAUGUGAAAAUAAUAUGAAAAAAAUAUUUUGGUUAAACAAAAAAAUGCAUGAAAGUAUAAUUUUCACUAGUCAAAAAAAUGAGAAAAGAGAUAAUGAUAAUAAUGAAAACAUAAAGAAAAACAAAGAAAAGACAAACAACAAAAAAAAGAUAGAUACCAUAGAUAAAAAUCACGAUAUGCUAAUUUCUAGUACUAAAGAUAAAAAUAAUAAUGAUGAAGAAAAAGAUAAUUAUAAUAUUUUAAAAAAUAUAAUUAACAAAAAUAAAAGUAGUAUAUAUUCAGAAAGUGAUAGUGAUAAAACAACGGAAUAUAACGUAACAAAAUAUAAACAAUAUUUUACUAAAUGUGAAAUUAAGAGACAUUGUAAAAUCAAUGAUUGUUGGGUAAUAGCAAAUGGAUAUGUAUACGACGUAACAACAAUUAUGGAACAUCACCCAGGUGGAAUUAAUUGUAUUUUAAAAAAAGGUGGAGAAGAUGCAACAGUUGAUUAUCUUUUUCAUUCAAAAUAUGCUCAAAAAAAUUUUUGGGAACCCUUAAAAAUUGGUAAAGUUGUCAAAUGUAAAAAAGAAAUUUUAGAAGAAAAGAAAAAAAAAAAUCACAAUUCAUCAAAAAAAAGAAAUUUAUGUAUUUUUAUGUAA
Molecule: messenger RNA, 1131 nt
Organism: Plasmodium relictum
Lineage: Eukaryota; Apicomplexa; Aconoidasida; Haemosporida; Plasmodiidae
Product: conserved protein, unknown function
Exons: 1
Coding region: 1-1131 (376 amino acids)
Cellular component (GO): membrane; intracellular membrane-bounded organelle
Molecular function (GO): heme binding
Source: RefSeq, a predicted model, not a curated record